CAUUCCCGGUAUUUUCCGCGAAAACUGUUCAUGUUGGAUGACCUACUUUCUAAAAGAAUCGUCGAGACGGCAAGCCUGCGUUCAACGCAAAGUGGACCUACGGUGUUAUUAUUAUUAUUUUUUUUUCAUCAGCAAACCAAAUUAUUCAUUUUCACUUUUUUUUUAUCUUUCCCCCUAGUGCGCGAAAAAAACAAAAUAAGUAAAUAAAUCCGUCCGCCGCAUUCGUCGCAACCCUUCGCGUAUCGCCGUCGUAGUCCGUUCCGUCGUCGGGUCGUGCAGCGAGACAAUAACGACGAAAUCGUCAUCGGCCGCCGACGUGUACGUAGAUAGUAGGUAUUUGUAGUAUUUGAUAUUUUUUCCGCCGCCGCCGUCGUCCCGGACGGUUGCCGUCCUGUUUCGUGUGCCGUCGCGCCAGUGUUCAUAACAAUACCUAUAUUAUUAUACAUAUAUCUAUGCCAGACGACGUGAAAAACAAGUGCAAGUGAACGACGACGAUGGCCUACCGACCUACAUUGCCGCCGUGCUGGCCGUCCGUCGGAAAUGCAUCGGUACGAGCAUGACGGCGCAACUGUCGGAGUACGCGACGUCGAGCCCGAUGGCGGGCGACGAGAACGGCGGUGGCAGCAGCAGCAGCAGCAACGAUAGCGGCGGCGGCGACGAAUCCGCCGCAGGACGACGGGUAGUGAUGAUAGCGUUCAAAAUGGAUGACAAUAACUGCGACGACGAAACGGUAGCCGGACCGUCUCGAGACGAUUCGAACUCGGAACCGCACGCCAUAGUGCUGCAGCAGCAGCAGCAGCAGUCGCCGCCGCCACCGUCGUUCUCGUCGGACGGCAAUACAGCUGAUCAAAAGUGCAUGGACCUCAGUAAUUUGAACGAAGAUGAUCAAACAUUCAUCGAAGAUUCGAAGUGCAUGGACUUGAGUCAUUUGAGUGACGAUGAUCCCAAUUUCAUUGAAGGUGGAAACGGCGGCGGAGGAAGCGGCGGCGUGUCCGGUUCCAUGGACGGGCUCCAGCAGUACGUGGCCGUCGGCGGAAACGGCGGCGGUACGCCCGUGUCCGCGGCCGCGGCCGCCGUCAACCCGUCGGCCACCGGUUCCGAGCUUCCUGACACCAAGGAAGGCAUCGAGGAACUGUGUCCCGUGUGCGGUGACAAGGUGUCCGGUUACCAUUACGGUCUGCUCACGUGCGAGUCGUGCAAAGGCUUUUUCAAGCGGACCGUUCAAAACAAAAAGGUGUACACGUGCGUGGCCGAGCGAUCGUGUCACAUCGACAAGACCCAAAGGAAGCGGUGUCCGUUCUGCCGGUUCCAGAAAUGUCUCGAAGUCGGCAUGAAACUCGAAGCCGUCCGAGCGGACAGGAUGCGAGGAGGACGAAACAAAUUCGGUCCGAUGUACAAACGUGACAGGGCGAGAAAGUUGCAGAUGAUGCGUCAGCGACAGAUGGCCGUGCAGACGUUGCGCGGCGGCGUGGUCACGUCGGCCGGAGCCAACAACCACCACCAAUUCGCCAUGUUGGCCGGCGACGCGGUUACGCUAGGCCAGUACCCAGGCUCCACCAUCACAUCAUCGGUGUCCAGUUUGCACAUCAAACAAGAAAUUCAGAUUCCCCAGGUGUCUUCGUUGACGUCCUCACCCGACUCGUCUCCCAGCCCGAUCGCCGUGGCUCUGGGCCAGGCCGGACUCGGGUCUCUGGCCACCGGCGCCGGAGGCACUACGUGCGUGGUCAACCAACACUCGCAAAUGACGCUGCAAAUCGUGGCAUCGGCCAACGGCAACAACAACAACAACAACAACAACACUAGCAGCAGCAACAACAACAACAACAGCACGGGAGUGACCAACAUGACCGGAGCGAACGGCGGCGUGCCGCCUUCGCCGCUCCAGCAACAUCACCAGCAGGCGCAACAGCAACAACAGCAACAGCAACAGCAGUCGGCGGUCCCGGCCGCGUCCAUGUUGUCCGUCAACAAAAUGUGGUCGCCACCAUCGUCGCCCAAGAACUACCUGUUGUCCGCGCACCAGCAGCAACAGCAACAGCAGCAGCACCACGUGUCGCCGCAGCAGCAACAGCAACAGCAGCAACAGCAACAGCAGAUGGUGGACGGCGGCGGUAGCACGUCGACCGCCGCGGCCGCGACCGCCAACGUGGUCGGCGGCACCGGCGUCAAGGGCAUGUCGCCCAUGAUCCGGGACUUUGUGCAGGGCCUGGACGACCGGGAGUGGCAGAGCUCGCUGUUCGGCCUGUUGCAGAACCAGACGUACAACCAGUGCGAGGUCGAUCUUUUCGAACUCAUGUGCAAGGUGCUCGACCAGAAUCUGUUCUCGCAGGUGGACUGGGCGCGGAAUUCGGUGUUUUUCAAAGAUUUGAAGGUUGACGACCAGAUGAAACUGUUGCAGCACUCGUGGUCGGACAUGCUAGUGUUGGAUCACAUCCACCAGCACAUGCACAACAAUCUGGCCAACGAGAUCAUGUUGCACAACGGGCAAAAGUUCGAUCUGCUCGCGCUCGGCCUGCUCGGCGUCACCUCGAUGGCCGAUUGUUUCGCCCAGGUCAUCGACAGGUUACAGGAGCUCAAGUUCGACGUUGGCGAUUACAUUUGCUUAAAGUUCCUGCUACUGUUGAACCCCGACGUCAAAGGGAUCGGUAACAGUAAACACGUUCACGAAGGUCACGAGCAAGUGUUGAAGGCUUUGUUGGACUAUUGCAUCACAGCCAACUCUCAAGUACAGGACAAAUUUACCAAGUUGUUGUCCGUGCUACCAGAAAUCCAUCACAUAGCCACCAGGGGCGAGGAGAGUCUCUACUUGAAGCACUGUAGCGGCGGUGCUCCCACGCAGACGUUGCUCAUGGAGAUGCUGCACGCCAAGCGAAAAUAACACACAAUUACACAAAAUACCUACACACACCACUCACCACCAAAAAUAUUAUAUUUAUAACAAUAAUAGCGUACUGUUAUUAUUAAUAUAAUAAUGAUAAUAUAUUAUUAUUAUUAUAUAUUUAAAUAUAUAUAAACCACACACAACACAACACCAUCCCGUACACACUCAUACACACACACAAAUCGACACCAUCUGCAAUAUGCGAAGAGAAGAGACACGAGCCCGCACUCCUCGCACUCGUUCACACGGUUGGCCAAAUAUUUUUAAAGACAAAUCCCAUCAUCGUCUAUUUGAGCGACAGCCACGUUACCAUGACAACUAAAUACAUUUUGAGUCAUUACAGAGUUACCAACUGAUCUCGUCGACAGCGUCAUUACACACGUACGCGAUGUUGGUCAAAACUACUCGUACACACCACGUACACUGAUGUACACAUACACCAAUACACAAUUACACACACUUACACAAAUACACACCACAUAAUUAUUAAUAUUAUUUAUUUUUAAUUAUUUAAAUUAUGUUAUUUUUUUUAAUUAAUUAUUAUGAUACAUAUAUAUAUAUAUACCUAUAUAUAAGAAAAGUAAUCCUUCCGAUGACUAAUGAAAUAAAAGUGCAUAAUGUGCGCUCAAAAUAUCCGAUUAUUAUAUUAUUAACUAUGUUAUGUUUAAUAGUGCAUAAUAUUAUAUAUUAGAGUAUAAUGCAUAUGUAUACAUAUAUUUUUAUUAUGAGCGAAAUAGUUUGUACAUAUAUUAUGAUGAUUUUAAUGCUUAGCUUAGGUAUUUAAUGUUUGGUUACCAAAUCUCAAAAGGCCAGUAAAAGGAGAUGUGCUCAAGGUUAAAAAAUAUUUAAAAAAAAUAUAUUAUUAACAAUAUAAUACAAGCCGUUCAGUUCCUACACACGCUGUUCCAAUUUUAAAUAAGAUAUUAAUCCGUUAUGAUAUGUUCGGUUUUUUUUCUUCUUUUUAUUAAUUUGCAGAAAUUUUGUUCACGAAAGAGAUAAAUAAGUGAGAAACAUAUACAAAGAAAGAAUGAUUAAAAUGAAUUAUAUGUGACAAUAUUGCUGUUUACAGUAUUCGUGUGUUUUAUUGUAAAUUGCAUCAUUAUUAUUAAUAUUUUUAAUUGAAAAUUAUAAAGAUCUUAAUGAUUCAAAUCAAUUUACUAUAUCCGCACACUCAAAUUUUGAUUCUUUACGAUGAUUUGUGUAAAAAAUAACUGUACCUAUACAUAUUUAUUUAUGUAUAUAGUAUUUUUAAAUAUCAAUUGAAUAAAAAUGAUUUAACUACCAUUGCCUCCACAACAAGAGUACAAAAUAUUUUUCUAAAACCAAUUCGUUAUCUUUGUUAACCCCAUUAGCUUUAGUUUUACCUUUCAAUUUUUUUUUUUUUUUUUUGGGAUAUUUGGGCAUAAAAUCACUGAUUCGGCAUUCGUCUUUUGGAUCUUGUUUGAAAAAAAGAAAAACAUUCCGUCUAAAUGAAUUAAAUUUAAAAACAAAUACCUAAAAACGUUUAUUUCAUUUUUUUUCUCCUUGUAGAAGGUGAUGGACAAGUUAGCGUUCGCCUUAUUUUAUAUUUUAUUUCCUCUACAAGUAUAAUAUUAUUAUAGUUAUUAUCAUAUAACAUAGUUUCAUAGUUGUUUAGACUUAGAGAUUUAUUUAUUUAUGCGUGUAUACAUAGAUUUAUUGCAUAUAUUAUUAUUAUUAUAUAAUAUACCUUUGUGGUUCAUAAUGUUAGGUGUUAAAAAUAUUUAUUUUAAAACAAAUAUUGUCGUUAAAAAAAAAAACAAUUUUAUAAAACACAAGAAUGAAUGUAUGAAACUAUGAGUUACCGUUAAAUUUUUUUUUUUUUUUUUUGUAAGUAAUAUUACUAUGUACUUGCUCAUUGUUUUUCUUUUUCUUAUCUUUUCUUUUUCCUUUAUUUUUUUUUUUUAUUCGUCAUUUAUGCUUGUAUUGUUCGUUUGGUUUGUCACAAGCGUGCGCACACGAUAUAUCCAGACAUCAUCUCAAUAUUUGAUUGUAUAAAUUUUCACACGGACUUAAUGUCCGAUGUGUGUAUGUGUAUGCGUUUGCGUUAACGCUUCCCAGCCUCUGUCUUCCUUUACAUACGCGCCCGAAGCAGUGCGAUAUCGCUGCAAGUCUUUAUCAGUUUUUUUUUUUUUUUUGUUGUUAAAUAUCGAGAGAAGAAAAGAAAAAAAUGUUUGAAUUUCGACCAAAGUUCUAUAAUGUUUCCAGACAUAUAUAUAUAUAAUAUAUGUAACCAAUUUUUUUCUCGAAAACUAAUAAUUUAAAAGAAAAUUUAAUCAUAAUUAUUAAAAAAAAAAAGCGUCCAGGGUUUUCGUAUGAAUUCGUGAUCAAACAUUGUGAUUGAAUAUUUUUUAAAUAAAAUAUAUAAUGUUAUUAAUAUAAUAAUACAUUUAUAAAUAUAUAUUUUGGAAGUAUAUUUCUUAAUCUAUUUUAAAAGGAAAAUACGUUUUAUUUUUUGAGAUAAUGAAAUAUUUUAAGUUUUUAUUAUGGUUUUAACACUGUUGGUUCUUUUGUUCUCCAUCAUUAUAAUUAUUAUUAUUAUUAUUAUAUUAUUAUUAUUAUUAUAUUACUAUUAUAUAUUUGGCAUCAUUAUUAUUAUUAUUAUUAUUAUUAUCAUUAUUGUAUAAUUAUAUUUUGACCCUCCCUUAAGGUUUUUUUUCAACUUUUAACCGCGCUUAGAAUAUAAGCUAUGUAUUUUUAUUUUUUAUUCCUUAGUUUCGUAUUAGUUUUUAAAUGAACAUUUUAUUAUGUAUAUGUAUAUUAUAGAUAAGUUACGAGAACGCGAAAAAUAAAACAUAGAUUAUGUUUCUCGUUGCUUUGGAAUACAAUUAUAAACACAUAUUUUUUAAGAAAUAUGAAAAAAAAAAUCCUGUUACCUCAAUAAAUUCGUUGCGUUUGUACCAUAUAAUAUAUAUAAAUAAUAUAUAUAAAUAUAUAUUAUAUUAUAAAUAACAUAAUUUAUACAUAAAUAUAAUUUAAGCUAAUAAUUAUUAUUAUUAAAUAAAAAAAAAUAUAAUAAAUACCAUGUUAUUAAGUGUUUUGUGUUUGUAUUAUCUAUUUUUGAUGUAAAUAUAGAUUUACGUUUAAUUUUAUUAUUUAUGCGAUAUUUUUUUUUUCAUUCAGAACACAUUAUUUGUCUCGUUAAGACGUUAUUAUUAUUAUUAUUUUUUAACGAAAUUAAAAAUAAUUUACACGGAUAAUUAAUGGUACAAAAUUGUGGUCGAGAAUGUUUCUAAAACCUGUUACCAGCGUAUUAUUUUUAUUCGUAUUAUGUGUAUUGAUCUUAAAAUAUAAUGUUUAUUGAUUAUA
This is a messenger RNA of Aphis gossypii (cotton aphid), 6208 nucleotides long. RefSeq names its product nuclear hormone receptor FTZ-F1-like. NCBI's taxonomy places the organism in Eukaryota, Metazoa, Arthropoda, Insecta, Hemiptera, Aphididae. Gene Ontology annotation, cellular component: RNA polymerase II transcription regulator complex. The transcript has 10 exons. The record is from RefSeq and is a predicted model, not a curated record. Gene Ontology annotation, biological process: regulation of transcription by RNA polymerase II; tissue development; hormone-mediated signaling pathway. Gene Ontology annotation, molecular function: nuclear receptor activity; RNA polymerase II cis-regulatory region sequence-specific DNA binding; zinc ion binding. Bases 557 to 2878 code for a protein of 773 amino acids.